CGCUCCAACCCAACAACAGAAAGAGGUGGAAAAAAGAGGAGGAAUCGAGAAAUCCAACAACCCUAAUCAUCCCGCUGAGAAAAAAAAUCAUGGAUCUUCCAUCUCUCACACAAGCUCAACAGCAACAAAUCCAACAAUUACAUCAACAAUUUCAAGAACAUCAAAUUCAACGACAGAAACAACAACAAGAAUCAGCAGCAUCAUAUUCAUCUUACGAUCCUUCUUCCCUUCAUCAUUUUCAAUCAUACAAUCAACCAAUCCAACAAAAUUACGAUCAAUCAUAUCACCACCACCCGUCAUACUCACAUUACCCACAACCACAGCACCACCACCACCACCACCAGCAGCAGCAGCAACAGCAACAACAUUACCCUUCAUACUAUCACCAUGAUUAUUCAAAUGCUUACCAUCAUCAUCACCAAUCAUAUUCUCAGAUAGACAAUACUCCUCCUAUCCAACCACCAGGAGUUUCCUCCGAAGCAGCAGCAGUGGCUACUCAAAAUGCUUAUUAUCCUCCUUACACUCAACCACUUGAUAACCCAUCAACAUCUUCUGAUUAUCCAGGUUUGAACCCUGCUGCUGCCGCUGCUGUUGAGGCGUUAUCACAAUUGACACACUUUGCUGGUAAUAUGGAUGCAGCUGAGAGAGCAAUGGCUGCUGGAGUGCAAGACAGACAUUGGAAUCCUAACAAUGAACUAGGAGUUGGAGGAGGAGGAAUGUACAGUCAAAUGCCAAUGCCGAUUCAGCAUGCUCCCUAUCCGGUUCAUUUUGGGACCUUGCAGGCUGGGAGAUCUUCGUAUAACAGAGGUGGGGUUAAAAGAGGUGCAAGGACAUUCAGAGGCACCAGUCGAGCGAAUUUGGGGAACAGACACUCAAGGCCAGACGGGCCAGCACCUUAUUCUCACGGAAGGGGACGUGGUGGUGGUCGCCGUUUCCCAUCACGGUGUGAUUCAUUAUCAACGUUCCCAGAAGCUUCAGCUCAGAAAUCAGAGGAAGCAUCCACACAUGUCAAGACAGGUGCGGAUGAGCUACCACAAGCCACUCCAGCAUCAGCGUCGUCUACAGCAGCAACUACUACAACAUCAGUACAAGCAACCCGAUCAACUAAACGACCUCCAGGGAUUACGUGGUGUGAGAUUUGUAGAUUGGAUUGCACCACUCCAGAUAACCUCGAUCAGCACAGAAAGGGGAAGAAACAUAAAAAAAACCUGCUAAGGUUUGAGGAGGUGCAGAAUUCCCGAAACCUUACAUCAAACCCAACUUGCUCCCUCGAUUUGCCUAGGAUACAAACUGAGAAGAUAACCACAGGAGGUCAAGAAGCUACAGCACAACCGGAGAAUGUUCAUCCGAAUGAAAGCGUCAACCAACCGGAUCUAAAAUCUCUGGCAACUGAAACUAUUACUCAUGAUGACCAGGUAAUCGAUUCUGAGCAGCAGAAUAAAGCGCAGGAGCUGGCUGAGGCCCCAGAGGUGGAUAAAGAUGAAGGAACCACCGAAGGGCAGAAAGUGGAUCAGUUUGACACGAGGAAACGUAGUCUCAAGAGGAAUCUGAGAGGUGGUCGGGGUGGUAAGCGUAUGAGGAUGGCCGAGAAUAAGAUAAGCAGGGUGAUAAAGCCUCCAAAAGAGGUUUUACCUUUUAGUUGUGAUUUGUGCAAUGUGAAAUGUGAUACACAGGCCGUUCUGGAGUUUCACCUGGUUGGUAAAAAGCACCUGUCAAAGGUGAGGCGCUUCCAAGGUCACCAAGCUAUAUAUGGUCCAGUUGGGCUUCAAGCGCUUUACCCUGCUAACCCUAACACGCAGUCUGUCUUCGUCCCUCAAGAGCAUCAUCAUCAACAACAAGCCCAUGUUAACAUAUCUCAGCAGCCGAUUGUGGUCAACAGCAUGCCUCUAGAUGGUCAAGUAGUUGCAGAAAUGCAGCAAGGACUCUAGGUUGUUGCAAGCUGAUAGAAUGAUGCCAAGUAUUUAUUUUUUUUGAAUGGUGUUUGGAUUAUAAUUCCUUUUUGGUGUAGGUAAUCUGUAUUCAAGAUGUCAGAUAGCUAAACUUUUUUUGUUAACAAUAACAUCACAUAAUAGAGAUACGGAAAAGGGAGACAGUUAUAGUAUUUGUUCCU
Messenger RNA from Papaver somniferum (opium poppy), 2110 nucleotides. RefSeq lists its product as uncharacterized. Gene Ontology annotation, molecular function: zinc ion binding; nucleic acid binding. Lineage: Eukaryota; Viridiplantae; Streptophyta; Magnoliopsida; Ranunculales; Papaveraceae. The transcript is spliced from 2 exons. The coding region runs from base 90 to 1928 and encodes 612 amino acids. The record is from RefSeq and is a predicted model, not a curated record.